This is a messenger RNA of Sinocyclocheilus grahami, 4263 nucleotides long. RefSeq lists its product as uncharacterized. Gene Ontology annotation, molecular function: protein binding; GTP binding. Lineage: Eukaryota; Metazoa; Chordata; Actinopteri; Cypriniformes; Cyprinidae. The record is from RefSeq and is a predicted model, not a curated record.
AUGGAUUCAGUGGGACUAAAUGUGAUUGAAGCAGCAGCUCUUGGGAGACCCUUCCAGCUGGGCAUGCUGUAUGACUGCAGAAAAGAUGCUUUAAUACCAGGGGUCAGACUUUGGAAUAAAGAGCAGCUUCAGCAGAAUAUUUGCUCUCGUCCACAAAUUAAUACUGAUUUCAAUGUCACAGCUUCAGACUCCAUUAAGGACAAAUCCAGAUUACUAAAUAUUGGCGGUGAAUUGAAACUGAGUUUUUUAGGUGAUCUCAUCCAUGUUAGUGGUGCAGCAAAGUAUCUCAAAGACACCAAGACGUCUUUCAAACAGCAGAGACUGACGCUACAUUAUCAUUCAACAAACCGAUUUGAAGAACUGAUCACAAACCAUUUGUCUUCUGGAAGUAUUGCUGCUGAUGACAAUGAUAUAGGCACACAUGUAGUGACAGCAAUACUUUAUGGAGCAGAUGCAUGUUUUGUAUUUGACAGAGAAGUUUCCUCAGACGAGGACAAAAAAACAGUAAAAGGAGAAGUAAAAGUGGCUCUUGAGAAACUACAAGGCAUUGUUUCAGUAGGUGCAAAUGCUGAAAUUAGUGUGAAUGAGAAUCAGAAAACUGCAGUCAAAAACUUCACAUGCACAUUUUAUGGCGACUUCCAGCUGCCGUCUAACCCGACCUCUUUUGAAGACGCAUUGAAGGUUUUUGCUGAUCUUCCAAAACUGCUGAAAGAAAACCAAGAGUUGGCGGUUCCUCUGAGAGUUUGGCUUUAUCCUCUGGACAAACUUCACUCAAGAGCUUCAAAACUUCAUAAAGACAUCAGCAUGGAUCUGAUCAUAAACACUGAAUCAGUGAUUGAGAGUUUAAAUACAGCUGAGAUGAAAUGCAGUGAUCUUCUAGAAGACUCUCCCGCUCUGACUUUUGCUGCAUUUCAUGAUAAAAUACUGCAAAUAAAGCAAAACUGCUACAGCUACAAGUUGAGGCUGGUGAAGAAACUCGGCUCUCUGCUGCCAAACAUCCGUGGAGACGUGAUGAAGGAAACUGACCUGACUGAUCUUCUACAAGAACAUGAUGAAUCUCCAUUCAGAGGAAGAGAUCUUGCAGAAUGGCUGAAAGAGAGAGAAAGAGAGUCUGAGAUCAUUAAAAUACUCCUCAGACAGCUGAAGGAUUUUGGUGCACAGGUGGAAGUCAACAUAGACGCCAUCUUGAUGGAUCUGGAGGUCGGGAAUCUGGUGAGUUACACAUUCACAUCACUGGACUGCUCAGAUGUGCUGCUUCUUCAACAGACUUCUUAUCUGAGUCCUUCAACACAAGGAGAAACUGAUGAGAAGGGCCCUGACUCAAAGCAAAAGUCUUGGCUCUCUGCUGAGAUCCAAAAGACCAUGAGGAGAAACUUGGAGAUAUUUAAGAACUUAAUUGAUUCGAAAGGCCGUAAACCUGCCAGAUUUAUUGUGUCCUCAAAGGAAAUGGUGUAUAAUCCUGGUUCCUGCAUUCUGCUGUAUGAACAUGGAUGUGAUGACGCUGUUUGCUUCACUCCUCCGUCCAAACCAGUCUGUCCGGUCACUGAAGAGGUCAAAGGUCAGAGUGUGGUUCUGAAGGUGGUUCCUCCAUCAUGUCCUGCUACAGUGGAGCUCAGAUUACUGUAUAAAGUGAAGCAAGACACAGUCUGGAGAUCUGAAGCUGUGCUGAAGGAUCAAGACACAGUUACUCUGACUGAUCUGAGAGAAGAAGCUGAGUAUGAGAUCAAAUGUGCAGCGCUGGGGAAACUCAACUACACUGUAGACAGUGACGUCCUCCAUCUACGGGUCAUUGAGAAGAUCAUCAUGAAAAUAGAUUAUGUGAUUAAAAAUCUGAGCUUUACUGAAAACAAGUGCACUGCCCUUUUGAAAGACACUAGGACAAACACAUUUAGUGCAUUUCACAAGAAGAUUGAAGAUAUGAAGCGAUUCUGCCAAACUUACAGACAAGAUUUCAAAGAUAGAAGUCAGUCGCUGAUCCAGUCAGUUCAAUCCUGUAAAGAAGAGACUUGUGCUUUGACCAAUCUUCUACAAGCUCAUGAGGAGUCUCCAUUUAACACACAUGAUCUCAUGGAGUGGAUCAGAGAGAAAGAAAAAGAAUUAAAGACAUUUGGGGAGUUUCUUCAACAGAUAUUGGACAUCGGAGCUGAAGUGAACACCAGCUUAGAUACAGUUUUGUCAAAUAUUAAGGUAAAGAAUGUGGUUUGCUACACGUUUAGUUCCCUUGAGCGGCCAGACGAGCUGCUUUCUGAACAGAAACAUUACCUGAAAGCUCAAACAACAUCCAGAAAGAAGAAUGCAAAAACAUCUCCUCGAGUAUUGACGUGGCUCACUGGAAACAUCAGGGAGAAAAUGAGAGAACAUUUAAUCAUGUUUAAGGAGCUGAUGUUUUUACACAACAGUCAGUCCACUAAAUUUAUUGUUUCCUCAAUAGACCACAAAAAUCAUCCUGGUUCCUGCAUUCUGCUGUAUGAACAUGGAUGUGAAGACGCUGUUUGCUUCACUCCUCCGUCCAAACCAGUCUGUCCGGUCACUGAAGAGGUCAAAGGUCAGAGUGUGGUUCUGAAGGUGGUUCCUCCAUCAUGUCCUGCUACAGUGAAGCUCAGAUUACUGUAUAAAGUGAAGCAAGACACAGUCUGGAGAUCUGAAGCUGUGCUGAAGGAUCAAGACACAGUUACUCUGACUGAUCUGAGAGAAGAAACUGAGUAUGAGAUCAAAUGUGCAGCGCUGGGGAAACUCAACUACACUGUAGACAGUGACGUGAUCAGAGUCACAGCAGAGCAAAAGAACAAGAAACCAGCGGUUAUGGAAAACGUACAUCUCACUGGAAAACAGAAGCUGAAUCUGGUGCUGUGUGGAAGUGGUGAAAUACUGACGAGCUCCUUAUCAAAACUAAUAAGAGGGGAAAAGAAUUCCCCUUUACAUCAGAAAGCAAGCAGUAAAGAGUGUGUGAAGAAAGAGGAGAAGAUUCAUGAUCGUCUGAUCAGUCUGCUGGAGCUUCCAGCUCUCAGUCGUCUCUCAGAGGAGGACGUGAUGCAUCAGACUCUCCGCUGUGUGUCUCUCUGUCAUCCUGGAGUUCAUGCUUUCCUCCUCAUUGUUCCUGUUGGUCCACUUACUGAUGGAGACAAAGCAGAAACAGAGAAGAUCCAGAAGAUAUUUGACUCCAGAGAGCACUUCAUGCUGCUCUUCACAACAGAGCUCACUGUUGAAGGAAUUGCAGCAGAGUUUGUCACAUACAGCCCAGAAUCUCAGAGGUUAAUCAGUCUCUGUGGAGAUCAGUACAGAGUGAUGGGGUUAAAUGAACCUGAAAACAGACAGAUCCCAGAACUGCUGGAUUAUAUAGAGAACAUGAAGACUGAACCGUAUUCACCUCAGAUGUAUGUGAAAGCUCAAGAGAACAGAGCCAGACGUGAACUGGAAGAACAACACAAGAAAGAACUGAGUGAAAAAGAGAGCAGAAUCAAAAAGUUGCAGCAGAACAUUCAGUCAUGCUGUGCUGAAGGUGAAGCAGGUGAUCAGGAGAGUCUAAGGAUUGUGCUGAUCGGGAGAACAGGAAAUGGAAAGAGUUCAACAGGAAACACUAUUCUGGGAAGAGAUGAGUUUGUGAGUAAAGCAAGAUCAGAUUCAGUGACGACUGAUUGUAAGAAGGGAGUUGGUGAAGUUGAUGGUCGAUCGGUAGCUGUUAUUGAUACUCCAGGACUCUUUGACACACCACUGACAAAUGAACAGGUAGCAGAAGAAAUAAUGAAAUGUGUCUCACUGUCGUCACCUGGACCUCAUGUGUUUGUCAUUGUGUUGAGUGUGGCAAGAUUCACACAGGAAGAAACCGACACUAUGGAUCUGAUAAAGAAGAUCUUUGGUCCAAAAUCUGCUCAGUUCAGCAUCGUUCUGUUCACCAGAGGAGACGAUCUUGAGGGUAAAUCUGUAGAGGAUUAUGUGAGGGAAAGUAAUUCUGCAGAACUGAAGAAACUGAUCAGAGACUGUGGAAACAGAUUCCUGGCUUUCAAUAACAGAGAAAAACAAGACCGAACUCAAGUGAUUCAUCUGUUAAACAUGAUAGAAGAGGUGAAAAAUACUAAUGAGGGUCGAUAUUUCACUAACAGCAUGUUUGAUGCAGAGAUGGCCAUUAAGAAGAAACAAAGCGCAGAUGAGGAGAGAAUGAAAAUGCAGAAUCAACUGAGAGAAAAAGAGACAAAACUCAGAAAAGAAUUUGAAGAGAAAGAGAAAAUAGAUCAGAAGAAACGAGAGAUUGAAAACCAGAAAUGA